CGUGACAGAGGAGAGAGAUGUGGCGGUGCCUUCGAGUUGCAUCGUGGAGGAGAUCGGAAUCUAAUGGCGCUUUCAUCACUACUCGACUCUCCAGAUUCUUCUCAGCUCCUUCGACAGGGGAUAGAUCAUCGUAUACAAUCGUAGAUCAUACGUAUGAUGCGGUUGUUGUAGGAGCUGGUGGUGCUGGGCUAAGAGCAGCAAUAGGAUUAUCAGAACAUGGUUUUAACACAGCUUGUAUCACCAAGCUUUUUCCAACUCGUUCCCAUACUGUUGCAGCUCAGGGAGGUAUAAAUGCUGCGUUGGGUAAUAUGAGUGAAGAUGACUGGAGAUGGCAUAUGUAUGAUACUGUCAAGGGAAGUGAUUGGUUAGGUGAUCAAGAUGCAAUUCAGUAUAUGUGCAGGGAAGCACCAAAAGCUGUGAUUGAGCUUGAGAAUUACGGAUUGCCAUUUUCUCGAACAGAAGAGGGAAAAAUAUAUCAACGAGCUUUUGGUGGCCAGAGUCUUGAUUUUGGAAAAGGUGGUCAAGCAUACCGUUGCGCAUGUGCUGCUGACCGCACUGGACAUGCUCUGUUACAUACUCUGUAUGGCCAAGCAAUGAAACACAACACUCAAUUCUUUGUGGAAUACUUUGCCUUGGAUUUGAUAAUGAACAGUGAUGGAACCUGUCAAGGAGUCAUUGCACUGAACAUGGAAGAUGGUACUUUACAUCGUUUCCAUGCUGGUUCUACGAUAUUGGCUACCGGGGGCUAUGGGAGAGCUUAUUUUUCUGCAACUUCAGCACAUACGUGCACAGGAGAUGGAAAUGCUAUGGUUGCACGAGCCGGGCUACCGCUGCAGGAUUUGGAGUUUGUUCAGUUUCAUCCUACUGGUAUAUAUGGAGCCGGAUGUCUCAUCACUGAAGGUAUAGAUGUGUUUCUUGCUGCAUUGCUCAAACCAUUGAGAUUUAGCCAAAAGAUAUUGGUUCUUAACUUUUUCAAGUUUGUAAAUGUAGGAGCUAGAGGUGAAGGAGGAAUUCUCAGAAACAGUGAAGGUGAGAAAUUCAUGGACCGGUAUGCUCCCACGGCUAGAGAUCUUGCUUCAAGAGAUGUCGUUUCAAGAUCGAUGACUAUGGAAAUCCGAGAAGGCCGUGGUGCAGGACCUAUGAAGGAUCACAUAUACCUUCACUUAAACCAUCUACCACCAGAAGUGCUUAAAGAGAGGCUUCCUGGUAUAUCUGAAACUGCGGCUAUUUUCGCGGGUGUCGAUGUUACAAGAGAGCCAAUUCCUGUAUUGCCUACUGUGCAUUAUAAUAUGGGUGGUAUUCCCACAAACUACCAUGGAGAGGUGGUUACUGUUAGAGGUGAUGAUCCAAAUGCUAUAGUUCCGGGACUAAUGGCUGCAGGAGAAGCAGCUUGUGCAUCUGUUCAUGGUGCUAAUAGACUUGGUGCAAAUUCACUUCUUGACAUUGUUGUUUUUGGAAGAGCUUGUGCAAACAGAGUUGCAGAGAUUCAAAAACCAGGCGAGAAACUGAAACCUCUAGAGAAGGAUGCGGGUGCGAAGAGUAUCAAAUGGUUGGACCGAAUAAGAAACUCAAAUGGGUCGCUACCGACUUCUAAAAUCCGCUUAAACAUGCAAAGAGUAAUGCAAAACAAUGCUGCUGUCUUUCGUACACAAGAAACACUAGAGGAAGGUUGUGAUUUGAUCGAUAAGACGUGGGACAGUUUUGGUGAUGUCAAAGUAACGGAUCGGAGUAUGAUAUGGAACUCUGAUUUGAUAGAAACUAUGGAGUUAGAGAAUCUUUUGGUUAAUGCGUGCAUAACAAUGCAUUCUGCUGAGGCUAGGAAGGAAAGUCGAGGAGCACAUGCUCGUGAGGAUUUCACGAAACGAGACGAUGCAAAUUGGAUGAAGCACACAUUGGGGUAUUGGGAAGAAGGGAAUGUGAAAUUGGAGUAUAGACCAGUGCAUAUGAAUACAUUGGAUGAUGAGGUUGACACUUUUCCUCCUAAACCUCGUGUUUAUUGAGAUUUCUUUUUUCCCAAGAGCUUGUGGUGAGCUCGAAUUCACUUUUCUCUAUAAUAAUCAAAUGUAUUUAAAUUUAUCUUCCCUCCUCCCAUUAAUAAUUAACUGUUAUAGGAUUAGAGAGAAGUGAAAUAUUUCUUUAAGAAAAAAAGAAGAAGAAAUGUUUAUUUCUGAAAAAUCAAAAGAGUGUGGGAUUAUGUUGUUAUUGUUCUCAUUUGUUUCCAGAGGCUAUACGUACUAUUACUUGACCUAUCACAGACUUUAUACUGUAUUUAUACAAUGUGUUACACUAUUCAUAAACUUUUGGAAAAUAAUGAAAUUUUGGUUGUCUUUUACGUUGUUUUCUGUAAUAUUGUUGAUGGGACCAAAACGUUUUUGAGGAAUUUGAGAAUAUAGCACUCACUUUUUUAGCUUGCUUUGAGGCAUAUGUAAUUUUGGAAGGAGUCUUUUUCAGCAAACAAAUUUUAAUGUGCAAAUAUCCUCAUACCCUCAUUUGUCUAUAUGUCCCUCUCAUUUACCUUGCUCACAUGCACCUUUCUUAUUGCCUUCUCUAUGUCAUUAGAUUAAUCAUAAACUCGAAGUACAUGUUUCAUAGUUAAAAACUUAAAAUGAGUUCCAAGAUUUUUUCUUUGGGAAGAGAACCUCAAACAAUACCCUCCGAUCCGACGGGACUUUCAUUUUAACAUAAUUACAUUUUUUACUCCGUCAUCCCGCUUUUGGGUACUGAAAAAUAAGCAGGGCCGUACCUGAGCACAGCGAGGUGAAGCUGUUGUUUUGGGCUCCCAAAAUUUUAGAUAUUUAUUAUUUAUAAAAUAGGUCCCCAAAUAUAUUUUAUCUUUGUAAAAAGGCUUCAAAUUUUAGAAAGUACUAUAAAAUCCUUAAAACUUUUUUAGGCCCCCAAGAUUUUAGGGCCGGCCCUGAGUAUAAGGUACUAACUACUGAAAGUAAAUUUCAUACAAGUACAUAAGAAUCGUAUCAUGACAUGUGAGUUUUGAACCUAAAGCAUUUUUACAUCUAAUGAGAGGAUGGUAAGCAAUGGGAUAUACUGGAGCAAACACUCCACCGUAAUCUGAUUCUCAGUCAAAAAGGCCACAAUAUUAUACAGCCCAAUUAAUAUCUGUAGCCCAUGAAGCCCAAAAAGUCGCAGAAAAUUAAGUGGAUUAUUUUGACAUAUCACCAUAUUUAAUUUCUUUCUAUUUUUUUCAUAAAGCAGACCGCCUAGCUUUAAAUGAAUAAUGACCCGAAAGGCACGCAAUGUCCCACGCGUUCGAAUCUGAACCGUUGAUGAUCUUAUCUAACCGUUUAAUCUCGACCGUCCAUUCUCCAAACCCUAUAUAUAAGAGAUGAAUCGAUCUUAGGGUUAUCUCAUCACCGCCUCCAUAUUCUUACGCGUCUUCUUCUUCCUCCCUCUUUCGUCAACGUUUUCUUUAGAUCUAGCUUCUAUGGCUACGAGUCUGAUCCUUCUCGCUUCUAAUUCCCGUAGAGAUCCUCCCAAUCUACAAAACCGUACCGUAUUCUCAACGGUUUCGUAGAUCUGAUCGGUGAUUCCAUGGUUGACGACGGAUCUCUGCCUUACAUCGUCAGAUCUGGCUUUUUCUAUAGCCUUGGAUCGUCCUUUGCGGCUUCUUCAGAUGCGAGAUUCUUUGAAUUGAUCGGUGCGGCGUCCGAUUCUGGAUACAAGGAGGCCAAUCUGUUGCAGACGGAUCUGUGUAUGUUGGAUUGAAGUGAGAUUAGGGUGUAGAAGAUGUUUUGUUGGAUAGCUAAUGGCUUCCUGAUUGCAUCUUUUGUCAUCCGACCUUUGCCAUGUCAGGUGCGCUUGCAUGGCAGGUCAAAAAACUGAUCCUCAAUAAAAAAAAAAGAUUUUGUGGGUUUUGGAGAGGAGAUCGCACGGGUUAUUUGUUUUUCCCGGGAUCUCUUCUCCUAUGUGUGUCUUGCUUCUGCUCCCUCUCUCCCUUCCCUAUCUCCCUUUACAGUUAUUGCUCAUAUAUACUUAAAAAUCGAUCAUAAGCAGAGCUAGUGACUAAUCUGGAGCCGUGGGCGAUAACAAAUCUUCUUGCCCGACAAAUCGAGAGUCAAAUCAGGCAGGUACUCAUAUACUUACUAAAUUGAAAUCUCAAUAAUCAGCAUUCUCAAGAGUAAUUCCGGUUCUGAAUUAUAAAUAUGGUUUGCACUCUUUUAAUUAUGGUAAUCCGGCUUCACAAUGUUAUCGUUUUAUCAACUCAGAAAAUUUCUUUUUUGUUGUAAUUGCGGAUAUUUAAUACAUUUAACGAUCAGUAUUAUAAAUUGAAUUAUAUAGUAUAAGUGGAUUUUGUAUUUGUAGUGUAUUUUAUUAGUUCAUGUAUGAUUUAGCUUUUUAGAAUGUGCGAAAAGGACAUUUGUAUUGCUCUAGAUUGAAUAUCUGUAACCACCGGUCCCUGUAGAAAGUAUGAAGCUCCGGUAGAUUAUGGGAUUGGAGUAGUGGGCAUCAAGUAAUUUCAACAAGCUGACGUUGCCUUUUUCUGAAAGGUAUCUCGAUCAAAGAAUAGUAUAUGCUUGUGUACUAAGCCAAUAAUUGCGGUUAUUCCCAAGUUUAUUACAUUUGAAUUUUUGGGUAUUUUAUUAUUUGUCAUGUGGAGGGAUAAUUCAUUACAUAAACUAUUUAUCUAUUUAAUAAUUGUUGCAAUCAAGUUGGGUAUUUUAUUUUUA
This is a messenger RNA of Arabidopsis lyrata subsp. lyrata, 4682 nucleotides long. Its product is annotated as succinate dehydrogenase [ubiquinone] flavoprotein subunit 2, mitochondrial. Gene Ontology annotation, molecular function: flavin adenine dinucleotide binding; succinate dehydrogenase (quinone) activity; electron transfer activity. The transcript has 15 exons. The record is from RefSeq and is a predicted model, not a curated record. Lineage: Eukaryota; Viridiplantae; Streptophyta; Magnoliopsida; Brassicales; Brassicaceae. Gene Ontology annotation, biological process: mitochondrial electron transport, succinate to ubiquinone. The coding region runs from base 18 to 2000 and encodes 660 amino acids.